Molecule: messenger RNA, 8842 nt
Organism: Tachysurus vachellii
Lineage: Eukaryota; Metazoa; Chordata; Actinopteri; Siluriformes; Bagridae
Gene: ehmt1b
Product: euchromatic histone-lysine N-methyltransferase 1b
Exons: 29
Coding region: 3660-7547 (1295 amino acids)
Cellular component (GO): nucleus
Molecular function (GO): protein-lysine N-methyltransferase activity; zinc ion binding; histone methyltransferase activity
Source: RefSeq, a predicted model, not a curated record
CCCUCUUCAUUAACAUUUGUGCAGUAAUUAUGAAACACACAUUCCAGAGUUUCACCUGGAGCAAUAAGACAAUAAGACUUGUAUUUAUUCGUUCAAAUGAAAAAUGGCAUUUAGUACAGAUAGGAAAUAUCUGAAAAAAAGACAUCCAUCUAGAAGAAUGGAAAAUAGCCUGUGUUGCCCCAGCAUUUGAAACUUGAGCUGUUUUAUGUCAUUUAUUUUUGGAGCAGCAGCAUUGCAAAUUCAUUUAUCCAUCAGGUGAACACUGAUACCAAACAUCUCAAGUGGAGCAGUUUCUAUCCUGUUUGGGCUAAUUUGUAUAGCUGUAAUAUUUUUUGCCUUAAUUUCUUUUUUUUGUUCUUUUCCAAAGACGCUAUUCACGCUAUGAAGGAGUCAGUCAGAAUUGAUAGACGAGCCUCCAUUUGCACGACUCCUAUCUACAUGUUCCUUCUGCCAUAGAAUAAAUUUCACUGUGUACUGUUGUACCAGUAAACAAUCUGGUUACGAAAUGGCGGUUGGGAGCUGAGGCCCUUCCCUCUUUCUCCCGUCCUCUAUUGGAAAUGCUUUCUCUUUGGCCUGUAGGGGGAGAGCUUGGGAAGAAAAACAGCACCAAUUCAUAGCAAGUUUUUCAGAUAUUGAAAUGAUACAGCCAAGCUUUUUCUCCCUUACUUUGCUUUAAGAAAUAUAAUGCUGAGAUUACAAGAAUGAAACUGUAGUAGUCGGUUGUUCAUGAUGUGGAGAGAAAAGUUUAUCCCUGACAUGUCAGGGUCGGACUCCAUGGAAUGGAGUCUUCGAAGCUGAGAUGAGCCGUUGAGCUACAUUGAUGUCAUUAUUUAAGCAAUUGGAAUGGGCUGAUGAGGAAAGUUGAGGUCAAGUGUCAUACUGGAAAUGCCAGUGGUUAAAGUUGCAGAACAGCCGGCUGUUGGGGCAAAAACAGAGCAAUUAUUUACAUCAUUUUAGCAGACACUCUUAUCCAGAGUGAUAUUUUUUUUAACUUCAGUUUAUACACCUGAGCAAUUGAGGGUUAAGGGCCUUGCUCAGGGGCCUUGCAGUGGCAACUUGGUGGACCUGGGAUUCGAACCAAUGACCUUCCGAUCAGUAGUCGAACACCUUAACCACUGAGCUACCACAUCCCUUUUUUUGGGACACAAACCCAAUUCUUUCGGUUUGUGUAUGUUAUGGAACUAAAGUGUGGACUUGCUGCCACUUACCGGAUGUCAGAUUCUGAAGUUCUAGACAUAUUGGUUACUUCUGUAAUCCAUAUAUGUCUUUAAAACUUGAUUACAAACAUCACAUUUGUUUUCACCCCAAACAGAAUUCACGUUAUGACUGGUUCAGUGCUUUGUAUAGUCUGAAGGACCAUGUUUGAAAAUAUCAUUACAUCUUCAAGAUUGCAUUUGUUUUUGUGCAAAUCAAAACAGUCUGGCAGGUCACUGGUGAAAUCUUUGGACCAGAAACAAUAGAAAAGUGCUUUUCUGGACUGAUGGUACUAAUUAAAAGUGCAAAUCCUCUUUUCCCACAGGACAUACUGGAAUCUUUUUCCAAAUGUCAGAUACAACAGGACAUAUAGGCUGUUACCCAGGGUUUUUUCUACUGGUUAUUUUCCUGAAGGUAAUAUACGGUGUAAUCAAUCCACGUGUGCAUAUGCAGAGUACAUAUAAAUCCCUGACAUGUCCAAUUCAGCAGGGACUGAAAUCCCAGUGUUACUCUGGUGAUAAUGACAUUACACCAUCUUCCUUUGUUAAACUAAUCCAGUCUGAAUAGAAUUACAGUUCAACACGGAUUUUUUCACUGUUCUGUUUUUGAAUAGGAGUAAUGCGGGUUGUUAUAUGUACGGGAUGCAGUAUGUAUGUUGGAGAACGGGAAGCCAACAAGGUUGCUGUUUAAAUUCAAGUGUUUUGCAAAUCAGUAGUAUUAAAUGACGGUACCAACUAGCACCGAGUGUUUCAGAUGCUUUUAGGGGUUGAUUUCCAGCGCUUUUUUUUUUUUUUGGUGUUAUACAUUUUUUGUAAUAUGAGAUUAAUCAACAGACCUUUUGGUGUAAGCAACAUCUUGACUCAGACAGAACAGAGAUAGACAGCCUUAUCCAAAAAUAAAAAGUUUGCCAACACUUUGGGUUUUGUGGAAAAACAACGGCGUGUCCAUGUUCACAAGUCUCGAUUAUAGAGGAAGGACAUCAUGUCACUGGAUGGUAGAUUUUGCUGAAAGAGAGACUUCUUUUGAAGUCACUGCUGCACCCUUUGCUCAGAAAUGCUCAACGGUUCACUAUGACUGCUUCUCACAACGUUGUUUUUGGUUCUGAUGGACCAGAACCUCUCAGGCUUGGCUAGGUGUGGGGGGACUCUUAUUAUGAAGUGGCUCCCCUUGUGGCGAGAGAGGGAAACAGAAAGAAUGAUCGACCUUUUGUUGAGUGAGCAGCUCCAACGAACGGCAGCCAUUUUCUGUGUCUUGUGGAAGGCAGCCAGCGUAGCUGCCAAUCAGAUGAGGAGGUUCUGGGGAGCAAAGGCACGGCUGGGGGAGGGGCAGGCAGAGGAAGAGCCUGGAUUUUGCUGUAAUUACUACACCUUCUGACCUCCUUCCUUUGAGCAUGGCUGCUGAAAAUCACUACAUUAGAUGUUGAAGGCUGGCAAAGGCCAUGCAUUCUCUCUUUGCUCAAUGGUCCUGGACUGAUCAGUGAACUCAGAGACUAUAGAUGUGCUUGCACCAUUUGACUGCCAUUCUAGAGGGAACAAACCAUGCUCUGUGUUGAGAAGGCCGGCUAAGGCAGAAUCAUUUCUGAGCCUUGACACGACAGACUUCUUUGCCUCUUGUGCAUUAGAUGCCCUACCUUUUUAGGUUGUUUGGGCAAGGCAAUUUCAGCGUCACGGCAUCUCAGCAGGACAUGUGUUGUUUUAAUUAGAUCUUUGUUCACGGUUAUCUGCAUGUCUUUCACCUUUGUUGAGAGAUAUUCACAUUGAGGCAUCAAGGGGUUCAAUGCUGUUUGUGUGUUUGAGACUUUUGAUCUUGAUUCAGAGAACACUGAUUUAGAAGAGCCGAUUUUCUGGUCAAAGGCCUUGUACAUCGCAUCUGAAAAAAGGAGCUAUUUGUUGUAAUAGUGCUGGUUUUGACAUUUGUGCAUUCAGGACUUUAUGCAGGAACCAAACCAGCUUUGGAGAUGAGGCACUUCCUCGGUGCAAGGUUGACUGAGCAGCUGGGACUCUGUACAGUAACUGGGCCAAAGGCCAAAUGCAAUUAUUUAAUACAACAGGGGUGACUAAAAGAGAGCAAAUGUGCAUGUGAGGAAGGUAGGAUGAAACCAACGGUAACUUGAGAGACGUUAAUGACGGGUUUGAUGAGAUCUGGUUUUAGCAGCAUGUCUUCACUUUCUUUUUGCGCAUGUUUCAGUAGGAAACAGACAGAAAAGACGGCUAAUCGAGCAAAUAUCUCGUUCCUGUUUUUUCCAUUCACAUGGAAUUGGGACUGAGGUUCUUGAUUAAUUCUUUUGGACUGAACAAAUCUCUCAUGAUCAUUUGCACUCAAUAUAUUGCUUAAUAACCCAGAUGUGAAAAGAUUCACUAUUCCAGUAGAGUCUUUGCCAGCCAACCCUGUUGUGUUGUUGUGUUGAGACACAUUCCCAAAGGCCUGCUGGUCUGAUAAAAGGGAUUACAGGGAAGAGAGAACUAAUGAAGACUGACAGUAUGAAAGACACGCACAGCAAAGCAGAAGAAGGGCUUGAAGAGCCCUCGAUCAAGCAAGCAGAACCUUUCAAAACAGCAGAAGAGCUGAAUGGGACCUUUAAGAGCACAGAACCGGACAAAGAUCAGCAGGACCUUGAUGUCCAAAGGUCAUCCACCCAAUCGCACACCAUGGAGAAUGGACUUUCAGAAACUGAUCCUCCUCACGGCUCUACAGUGGGCAGUAAUGGAUAUAUUCUCAGUAAACCCCAGGACGACUCUCCUGCUACGCAACACAGGACUACCUGGUCCCCUAAGGGAACCUCACCCAUAGGGUACGCAGCAAAAACACUCCCUCUUUCAGCUACAUCCCAAACCCAGGGCCAGGGAGCUUUAAGGACUAAUGCAAGCACAGGGCCCAGUCUGGCAGAGGGGCGGUUGGAAAAUGAGACUAAAAACGGCACUGCUACGAACACGCCUCCACGUGUGACAGUACACAGAGCACGCAAGACCAUGUCCAGGCCAGCCUCUAAUCACGCACUAAAGGUUUUAAACAGGGAAAUAAAAGAGCCGAGCGUGGUGAAAGGUGAGAGUGUGGACCGAUCAGAAGCUCAGCCACCUGCGCAGGCUAAUCCCACUCAGAACCAGCUACCUCAGAAGCAAACUGAUGCCACACCAGCACCAGUCGCCACACCAGCCAAGCCACACACAGCAUCUGUGUUGAGGAAAAAGAAGAGAAAGAUGGGAACAUACAGCCUUGUUCCCAAGAAGAAGACCAAAGUGCUAAAGCAGCGCACAGUGCUGGAAAUGUUCCAGCGUGUGCCCCAGUCUCCACCCACUCCUCAGGUCUCUUUCCAAUCGUGUUCUCUGCAUCAGCCAAAAGAGGCCAUGCAGGUUAACGGUGAACGGGCAGAGAACGAGUCUGACGAAUCAGAGUCAGAAGACGAAUCCGAAGAUGAAGAAGACACGGUUGGAAAAGAAGAAACAGCUGAAGCAUCCCAGGAGGACAGCAGACUGGAAUCAAUCCCACAGCUUGGCGAAGAGCACGAGUCUGAAGAGACUGCAGAAGAAGAAGGGGAAGAAGAGCAAGAUGAGUCAGAUUUGAGUUCUGAAUCCAGCUUAAAGAAGAAGGUGAAAAAGAAGGCCAGAUCAGACAGCCCUUGGCUCCGGCCUGCUAGAAAACGUAAAAAGAAGUUGAAGACAAAAUCAAUGGAUAUUUCAGGUAUGAAUGACCAGACUCGGUUUGAGAUUCCAGAGCAAACUCCUGCUCCUCUUCCUGCCCCUGCUGACCAAGAAAAAGAGUACACAGAGGUUCCGUUAGAGUCGCUUAACCUCAAAGCCCAGGAUGCCUUGCUGAAAUCCGAAAGCAAGGAAGUUGAAAAUACUGUUACGAUUUUUAGAUAUUGUUCCUGUGCUGACGAUGACUCAUCAAUGGAGUGCUCUCAGUACAACAAAGAUGAAAGGAUGCCCCCUGGUGGUGAAUUGUCUAGCACAGCUCAGAGUUCAGCGGCGGACAUGGUACAGGAGCUUCCGCUGUGUAGCUGCCGCAUCGAGACACCCAAGAGCCGAGAGAUCCUCACACUGGCUGACAGGAAGUGUAUGGCCACAGAGAGUGUGGAUGGACAGCUGAGUCGGUGUCAAAGUGCAGUUCUGAAGCACGAGAUGAUGAGGCCGUCAAACUCGGUGCAGCUGCUGGUGCUGUGUGAGGAGCAUCGCACAGGAAUGAUCAAACAUCAGUGCUGCCCUGGCUGUGGCUACUUCUGUAGGGCGGGAACCUUCAUGGAGUGCCAACCAGAGGUGAACAUCUCUCACCGCUUUCACCGGCACUGCGCAUCAGUACUGAAAGGUCAGAGCUUCUGUCCACACUGCGGUGAGGAGGUCAGCAAAGCCAAAGAGGUCACCAUCGCUAAAGCAGACACCACCUCUACAGUGCCACAGAGCCAGAGCCCGAGCACCCCGGCAACUUCGGAGGGCAAAGCAGACACCACCACUGGAGGGUUGUCUCUCCUUUCGUUAUCGGGAGAAGGGAGCGUAGACAGCACUUUAUCUAGACCUUCUGAAGCUGGGAAUGAAUUACUUGCCCUCGAAGCCAGCAGGCCAGAGCACAUAGGAGCUGGGGCUGGACCCUCUAUAGCACCGCCUAAGGAGACUCUGGAAACCAUUUUGUUGGCACUGGAUGCAGAGAAGCCCAAGAAGCUUCGCUUUCAUCCUAAACAGCUGUAUAUCUCUGCUAAGCAGGGGGAACUGCAGAAAGUCUUAAUGAUGCUUGUGGAUGGAAUUGACCCAAACUUUAAGAUGGAGAGCCAGAGCAAACGUACGCCUCUCCAUGUAGCAGCUGAGGCUGGACAUCAGGAGGUCUGCCACAUGUUGGUCCAGGCCGGUGCAAACCUGGACAUAUGUGAUGAGGACCAGCGCACACCUCUGAUGGAGGCUUGUGAGAACAAUCAGCUGGAUACAGUACGCUACCUAUUGAGAGCUGGAGCCAUCGUCUCCAACAAGGAUGCUGAAGGCUCUACGUGUCUCCACCUUGCUGCUAAAGCUGGACAUUACAAUAUUGUAAAACACUUGCUGUUUACAGGCCUUGUGGACAUAAACUGUCAGGAUGACGGUGGCUGGACUUCUAUGAUUUGGGCGACAGAGUACAAACACGUUGAACUGGUCAAGCUGCUGCUAUCGAAUUGUGCCGAUCCCAACAUCAGAGACAAGGAGGAGAACAUCUGUCUGCACUGGGCUGCUUUCUCUGGCUGUGUGGAGAUCGCUGAUGUUCUUCUGAGUGCCAAGUGUGAUCUUAACACCGUUAAUGUGCAUGGAGACUCACCACUGCACAUCGCAUCACGGGAAAACCGGGUGGAUUGUGUCUCGUUGUUUCUGUUGCGGGGUGCUGACGCCAACCUAAAGAACAGGGAAGGAGACUCGCCACUAGAGUGCUGCAGCCAGAACUCCAAGGUGUGGAACGCUUUGCAAGCCAGCAAGAGGCAGAAGGAGGCAAGCGGUCAAGGACAUACCUCAGGAGAAAAGCUCCUCAACAGGGAUAUAUCGCGAGGUUAUGAGAAAGUACCUGUGCCAUGUGUGAAUGCUGUGGACAGUGAGCCCUGCCCCAAUGACUACAAAUACGUGCCUGAUAGCUGUGUCACCUCACCCAUAAACAUUGACAAAAACAUCACCCACUUACAGUACUGCGUCUGCAAAGACGACUGCUCCUCGGCCAGCUGCAUGUGCGGUCAGCUCAGCCUGCGCUGCUGGUAUGACAAGGAGAGCCGCCUACUGCCAGAGUUCUGCUCCGAAGAGCCACCUUUCAUUUUCGAGUGCAACCAUGCCUGUUCCUGCUGGAGAACCUGCAAGAACCGCGUCGUUCAAAACGGACUACGGAUUCGACUGCAGCUGUUCAGGACUCAAAAAAUGGGCUGGGGUGUUCGGACAUUACAGGACAUCCCUCGAGGAACCUUCGUCUGCGAAUACGUUGGGGAAAUCAUCUCGGACGCAGAAGCCGAUGUCAGGGAGAUUGAUUCCUACCUUUUCAGCUUGGACAGCAAGGUUGGUGAUAUGUAUUGUAUAGACGCCCGUUUCUAUGGAAACAUCAGCCGGUUCAUAAACCACCACUGCGAGCCCAACCUGUUCCCCUGCCGAGUGUUCACCUCCCACCAAGACCUUCGCUUCCCGCACAUCGCGUUCUUCGCAAGCAAGAACAUCAGUGCCGGAGACGAGCUAGGGUUUGAUUAUGGAGACCACUUCUGGGACGUGAAGGGCAAACUGUUCAGCUGCCAAUGCGGCUCGUCUAAGUGUAAGCGCUCGGUGGUUGCGAUCGCUCAGCAGCAGGCAGACAGCACACCAGAAGAACAGCAGGCCACCACCCUUCCAGAUACCAGCUCGUCUACCACACCACCCAGCCCCACCUGAGCCUUGACAUGCUCCUGCACUUAUCCUCCAUCUACCAGCCAUCACCAGCGCGCACACACACCUCAGCAGGGGAAUCCUAGCAGAGAGGCAGCCUGGACCACUGGCCUUUAUUGGCUUUGACGCUCUUGGUUUUAACUCAGUAGAUGAAGGGUUAUGCACAUGUACAGAUAUUUCUUGUUAACGAAGAAUAAAACGGCGCUGUAGCGCGUCGGCUCUCAGAAAGCCGAGGUCGUGCUCCAAGGCCGUCCUCGAGCCCGCUGCAGGAUUGUGCAUGACUCCGUGUCCUUUGAAGAACGUGCAGAAGAUGAUGUUUUAACCAACGUUACAGACAUCCAGGCACAAUGCAAAAGCCGUGAUAUGUUUACUUUUUAUUUUAUUCCCGAUAUGAGAUGCACACCUACAUUUUCUCAAGGACUUCGUUCUGCAGGAACUUAUGAUGACGUGUUUAGAAUUUCCAAAUGACAAUAUUUGAUCAUUUAAAAAACGUUUUUCCUUUUUUUUUUUUUCUUUUUAAAUUUCCCCAAAUAAAUGUGUUGUAUUUUCAAAAGAGCUGGAUGUGUGAUGAACAUAUGCCCUUUUUUUUUUUUUAUUUGACUCAUUGUGAGCGUCUGUUUGUGUUGUUAAAUUCUAAUCGGUGCUGGACGUUAUUUAUUUGCCAGUGUUUGUCAAUCAAUUCCCAUCUGCUGGAUGUAUUCUCGUAAUCCUGCACAGACCGUGGGAGGGAUUGCGAGCCUCAGAGACAAACUGCCCAUUUUGAGCUGGCUCCUGCAUGAUGCUGAUUUAAAACCGAAAAGCUUCUUACGCUGUUCCAUUGCUGUGAAACUGUAACUUGAUCAUGAGAGGACGUCUGACUGACCCUACUUUACGACUUCCAGGAGUGGACAAACUCAUCUCAGAGGCGACGCUCUUUCUUUCCUUCAUGAUAACCAUGUCAAAAUUUUUAACAUUAGUCUGGUAGGAAUUGCAGAUAUGGAAUUUGUAGUUACCGAAUACUGCAAAUGGUGCUGAACAAAGAUUUUGUUUGUUUUUAUUUUUUUAUAACUCAAUGUGAGAAUACACAUUCUGAACUAAGAUUAACCAGUAAUGUUUUUUUUUUUUGUUCUGUUAACUUUUAUUACAUUUACCUCCGGUUUUCUAACUGUAGAUAACGUCGUUAGCCUGUACCCAUUUUGUUACGUUGAAUGAUUUCAUAUUGAUGGUGAAGCUAUGUCUUUUUUUAAUGUUGAUAGUAUAGUCACACAACCGUUGUGCUCAUUCUGCCAUGUAGAUCCAAAACACUGCAAAAUGAAAAAAAA